AAAAAUUUAUCCGUUUCCACGGGGGAUGAAAUGAAAUCGCCGUCUAGCGGUGAACGCAUCAAACUCAUCUUUCAACCAGCGGCAAACCAUUCAAAGUUUGUCUAAUGGAUUCUUUGUUCUUUUAUUAAUUAAAAGAACGCAACAAUAUUUCUAUCAUUCACGCGUUUGCAUAAUGCGUGAAAACUUGGGAAUCGUUCCACGAUGAUAAUGCACUAAUGCAUACAGCUUAACUCGGAGUAUUAUCGCGCGUGGUCGAUGAAGGAGCGAUUUGUAAUGAUUCCGUGGAGACUUGAAUAGCGUUAAUAUCCUCUCAGGUGACAAACGAGGGAGUGACGCUGCGGGACGUCCGACGUCUCGAUGCCAUACGACAAAUUAUCUCACCUCCGGUCGAAUACCGUGAAAAAUUGUCAAUAUCGUGACGAAGCGUUACUCUUGAUCGACGAAAACGUACCGUUCCAGGGGGGUAAUUAAGUGUCACUCUGCUUUAAAUGAUGUCUCCCGUGAUGUAGCAUCCUUUGACAUUAAACGUUAACAAAUAUCAUUCUUAUUUACACUGCGGUAAAAUCAUGAUUGCAUUUUACUGUAAAUAAAUAUCCACAGCAACUAUUUAAAGUUGCCACCGUGUUGAAUGUUAAACAAACGAAUUCACAGGAAAUAUGGUUUUGCGUGUGCAUGACUUUUACUUUAUACGGAAAUACGGUACCAUUGUUACAUCCUUGGUACCGGUUGACACUGUUAAGGAUUAUUUUUUGCAAAGCGUGUUUAGCACUUGCCAUCUUUUUUUUCGAUGUGCAUUAAACGAGGAAGGUCUUCAGCAGUCGCCAGGAUGAUCAGCAUUAUCAAAGAAUAUACGAAACUCCGCCCUUCGCGAGAAAUACCGCCCCCGUCAUGCGCUAUCGUCCUCGUCGUCACUUUCAAGCUCACCUGUAAUCUCCUCGCAUAAUCGGUUCGGGGUAGUGAGCAUCUGAUUCGUACUUCUUCUUCACAUCUGGACGAAGUGCGGGAAAUUUGAUCGUUGGUGUAUUUUGUGAUAUCGUUUGCUCUGAAAGCAUUGGAAACAUUUGUAAUGUCUGUAUGGAGUGUCGUGCAAGACGUGCCUCUAGAUUUAAGUUGUCGUGGCUCUGAAAGAAAAAUAAGUUUGAUGACCACCCCGAAGUUUCAAAGGUGUCUGCUUUGUCAGACGUGCGGCAAAAACUUUGACAGGCCUUCGUUGCUCAAGAGGCACCUGCGAACACACACAGGUGAAAAGCCACAUGGUUGCGUCGUGUGUGGUAAAAUGUUUAGUACGAGUAGCUCCCUGAAUACACACGUCAGGAUUCAUACUGGAGAACGGCCACACGAGUGUCCUAUUUGUGGGAAACGGUUCACUGCUUCCUCGAAUUUGUAUUAUCAUCGAAUGACUCACUACAAGGAAAAACCACAUAAAUGCAACGUGUGUGGUCGCUCCUUCCCAACCCCUGGCGAUCUGAGGGCUCAUGGUUAUUCCCACACUGGUAACUGGCCGAUGAGAUGCACGGUCUGCAAUCGUGGAUUCUGUAAACCUGCAGCUUUGCAUCAUCAUAUGCAAUUACACACUGGUAAUUAG
Messenger RNA from Hylaeus anthracinus, 1585 nucleotides. Its product is annotated as zinc finger protein 239-like. The record is from RefSeq and is a predicted model, not a curated record. Gene Ontology annotation, biological process: regulation of transcription by RNA polymerase II. Lineage: Eukaryota; Metazoa; Arthropoda; Insecta; Hymenoptera; Colletidae. Bases 1067 to 1585 code for a protein of 172 amino acids. Gene Ontology annotation, molecular function: RNA polymerase II cis-regulatory region sequence-specific DNA binding; DNA-binding transcription factor activity, RNA polymerase II-specific. The transcript is spliced from 5 exons.